AUGACAGAUCACCCACUUAAGAAAGCUAUGAACAAGUUGGAAGCCGCAGGACGUCUGAUCCAAUGGGCGGUCGAACUUAGCGAGUUUGAUAUCCGAUACCAACCAAGACAUGCUAUUAAGGCUCAAGCCCUGGCAGACUUUAUUGCGGAGUUCACCCCGAGAUGCAACGAUGAAGUGCAGGAGGAUAAAAAUUGGGUGGUCCAUGUAGAUGGCUCGUCCACACAGCGUGCACGAGGAAUAGGGGUGGUUUUACAAUCCCCUGAAGGAGACAAGUUGAAGCAUAGAGUCCGUCUACAAUAUCGACCAACUAACAAUGAGGUGGAGUAUGAAGCUCUGCUUAAAAGGCUAGAAUUGGCUAAGUCUGUAGAAGCGGAGUCGGUUCUCGUCCUGGGAGACUCUUCGCUGGUAAUGGGCCAAAUAAAUGGGACAUAUGAGGCGAAAGAAGAACGAAUGAAAAAGUACUUGGAGAGGGUAUUACAGCUUGUGGAAAAAUUCAAGAAAGCUAACUUCAUUCAAAUCCCGAGGGAAGAGAAUGCAGAAGUAGACACCUUAGCGAAGGAAGCCUCAGCAACCGGAACAACCGAAGAGUAUGAUGAAAUUCAGUACGUCCCGAGUGUAGAUCUCCCGGAAGUACAGCAAAUAGGGAAUGAAGAAAAUUGGAUGACCCCAAUCGUCUCGUAUUUGAAGGACGGGAGACUUCUGGAAGCAAGGGACGAAGCUAAAAAACUCAGGAUAAAAGUAGCAAGGUACGUCCUUAUGGACGAAGUUCUCUAUAAGAGGGGCUUUUCUCAACCUUAUCUUAGGUGUCUGGCCCCAGAAGAGGCGAACUAUGUGCUGAGGGAAGUUCAUGAAGGAGCCUGUGGAAACCAUUCAGGAGCCAGGUCGCUUAUCCAAAAAGUCGUCCGUGCAGGGUACUAUUGGCCAACUGUUCAAGUGGAUGCAAAAGCUUAUGUCAAGGCAUGCGACAAGUGCCAACGAUUCAGUAAUGUCCCCAGACAACCAUCAGAGUAUCUCACCCCAAUGAUGGCCCCGUGGCCCUUUGCUCAAUGGGGCCUAGAUAUCCUGGGUCCAUUUCCACUUGGAACUAGACAGAUGAAAUUCUUGGUGGUAGGGAUUGACUAUUUCACUAAGUGGGUGGAAGCAGAACCAUUGGCACACAUUACACAGCAGAAUGUAAAGAACUUCGUCUGGAAGAAUAUAGUGUGCAGGACGACAGUGAGGACCCCUAUAGGGGAGACCCCUUUUAAACUAGCCUAUGGAAGUGAAGCAGUUAUACCUGCGGAAGUGCACAAGGCUAACCAUAGGGUGAUGUCAUAUGAGGAGAAGGAUAACGAGGAGCAACUCCGCUUGAACCUCGAUCUUAUAGACGAAGUAAGGACAGAAGCAGAGCACAGGGCAGCGAAGUACAAGAACCUCAUGGCUAGGCAAUAUGAUGCAAGGGUGAAACCAAGACGUUUCAACAUAGGAGAUCUUGUCCUGAGGAAGAUUUCCAUGGCAUUCUCGUUCAAAGCUAACCUACAGGGUGGCUAA
Molecule: messenger RNA, 1530 nt
Organism: Quercus robur (English oak)
Lineage: Eukaryota; Viridiplantae; Streptophyta; Magnoliopsida; Fagales; Fagaceae
Exons: 3
Coding region: 1-1530 (509 amino acids)
Molecular function (GO): RNA-DNA hybrid ribonuclease activity; nucleic acid binding
Source: RefSeq, a predicted model, not a curated record